This is a messenger RNA of Baudoinia panamericana UAMH 10762, 1275 nucleotides long. RefSeq lists its product as uncharacterized. The coding region runs from base 1 to 1275 and encodes 424 amino acids. Gene Ontology annotation, biological process: L-leucine biosynthetic process; L-valine biosynthetic process. The transcript is spliced from 2 exons. Gene Ontology annotation, cellular component: mitochondrion. NCBI's taxonomy places the organism in Eukaryota, Fungi, Ascomycota, Dothideomycetes, Mycosphaerellales, Teratosphaeriaceae. The record is from RefSeq and is a predicted model, not a curated record. Gene Ontology annotation, molecular function: branched-chain-amino-acid:2-oxoglutarate transaminase activity.
AUGGCUUCGCCCUUCCGAACAUCACUUCCGCGCAGCACCCGACAGCUCACGCGACAGCAAUGUCUUCGAUCCACCCAAUGCCUUUACCAACGGAGAACAUACGCAACACCCAAUCUCCGUGCCCCAGACGCCUCCGAUCCGAAGCUCCAAUCCAUCGACGUCUCCCAGCUGCAAAUCCAGAAGAGCACCACCCCCAAGGAUGUCAUGCCGCACGAUCAACUCGUCUUCGGCCGCACCUUUACCGACCACAUGCUCAGCAUUGAGUGGACGGCAGGCGAUGGCUGGUUAGCGCCGCGAAUAACGCCAUACCAGAAUCUCAGUCUCGACCCUGCAACGUGCGCGCUACACUAUGCGUUUGAAGCAUUCGAAGGCAUGAAGGCCUACAAAGAUCGCAACGGCGAUGUACGAUUAUUUCGGCCGGAUAUGAACAUGAAACGGUUGAACAAGAGUGUUUCGCGGAUAGCACUACCUACCUUUGAUGGCGACGCUUUCAUAGAUCUACUGAAGCGAUUCUGUAAAAUCGAGGAGCGGUUCAUUCCUUCAGCUCGCGGCUACUCAUUAUACAUCCGGCCAAACAUGAUAGGCACCCAACGUACCCUUGGCGUAGGACCACCCGGCUCAGCAUUACUCUACGUCAUCGCCUCCCCAGUCGGCCCCUACUACCCAACAGGCUUCAAAGCUAUCUCGCUCGAAGCAACCACCUACGCCAUCCGCGCCUGGCCCGGCGGUGUCGGUGCAUCGAAGCUAGGCGCCAACUACGCGCCCUGCAUCGUCCCGCAGAUGCAGGCCGCCACCCGCGGUUUCCACCAGAAUCUCUGGCUUUUCCCGGGUGUGGACGAGCGAACGGGUCAGCAAGAAGACUUCGUGACUGAAGUCGGCACCAUGAACCUCUUUGCUUGCAUCCGGAGCCCGCAAGGCAAGCCUGAGCUCGUUACAGCUCCUUUGGAUGGGACCAUCUUGGAAGGGGUAGUGCGUGACUCUAUCCUAGCGCUUGCGCGCGAACGGCUGGUACCGGAGGGUUGGACGGUGAGCGAACGACCUUUCACGAUGCGGGAGCUUACUGAAGCUUCGUCGGAAGGCCGGUUGAUGGAAGUCUUUGGCUCGGGCACGGCGGCGGUUGUGAGUCCUGUACGGAAUAUUGGCUAUCAGGGGAAGAUCAUCGAGUGCGGGUUACCACCCGACAAGGAAGUCGGUGAGGUUACGCUUCGGAUGCUCGAUUGGAUUACAGGGAUUCAGUAUGGCGAUGAGACGCAUGAGUGGAGUGUCAAGGUGUGA